Molecule: messenger RNA, 2049 nt
Organism: Priceomyces carsonii
Lineage: Eukaryota; Fungi; Ascomycota; Pichiomycetes; Serinales; Debaryomycetaceae
Exons: 1
Coding region: 1-2049 (682 amino acids)
Biological process (GO): intra-Golgi vesicle-mediated transport
Cellular component (GO): Golgi membrane
Source: RefSeq, a predicted model, not a curated record
AUGGUUGAGGGCGGCGACAUCAUCAUUGAUAGUUCGGCUCGUUCUAAGGAUUUGGGGAAACCGAAAACAUUGAAUGUAUUUGACAAUGCAUUGCAAUCCUGGGCUGAAAUAGAUUUACCUGCUUUGCAAAAGAAAUUAGAUGAACAAGGAUUGUCCCUUAAAGAUGAACAAAAAAGUUCGUUGUUGAGCCGUAAGAACCUAGCAGCAAAGACAAAGGAAUUCAAGAAGCUUCCAGAUAGCCAAAAACUAGAAGGAUUUAAGUCCUUAUUAAAAUUAUAUCAAAACGAGAUUGAUGCUUUGACUAAUAAGAAGAAAGACGCCGAAAGCUAUUUUUUUGGGAUUUAUCGUAUAAUAGCGGAGGCACCAGAUCCAAGGCCCCUUCUUGAGCUUUCUCUAGAUGCAGUUGCUGAAAUAUCGGAUCUUGAUGACUUGAGGAGAGAUGUGACUCGACUUAAUGAAGAACUAAGUAAAAAGGCAGACUAUGAACAAUUGAAGCAGCGAUUACUACAAAAUGAGCAAAGAUCUGCAGAGACUCUAAGUUCCAAGCUCGUUGCUAAGGAAGAAGAGUUCAAAGCAUUAAUUGACGAGAAGGAAUCUAACUGGAAAGAAAGGGAGAAAUCCUUCCAGAACCAAAUUAAAGAGGCUCAAAGGAAAAUAGAGGAAUUGAGAACCUCAAAGGAAGUAACUGAGCUUCAGUUGAAUAGUCAGCAAAGCCAAAGCAAUUCGUUAAGCUCCGCAGAGGUCGUUGCUGAAUUGGAAAUUGUUUCGAGAGAUGCUGAAUCCUCCAAGAAAAGAGUAUUCGAAUUAGAGAAACGAAAUGAACAGUUAAGGAGAGAUUUAUCAAAUUCUCAAAAUGAUGCUACAAUUACAAGUUUAAAAGCUGAAUAUACGAAGAAGAUUUCUGAACUCGAAGGGGAAAAUGCCUUGCUACUUGCGCAAUUUGAAAAUCAUAAAAAGGACCUAAAGGAUACUUCGAAGCAGAGUCUGUACAAAAUUGAAUCUCUUAAUAGAGAAAUUUUGCAAUUGAGUUUUGAAAUAAAGAAAUUGAAAGAGAAAUUGGAGAAAUCAAUUGAUUAUGAAGAGAUAAAGCACGAAUUGCAACUAUUGCGUCAAAUCGAAUUUGGAAAUGAAGAAGAUAUAAAUGAUGGAGCUAUUGAUUCCGUGAUUUUACAGAAGAAUAAAUCUUUGACUAAAGAACUAGCUGAUUUGAGAUCUCAGCAUGAUGAUCAUGUUUCUAAAAUUGAGAAUUUAAAUGCAGAAGCAACAAAUAUUAAACAAGAACUCGAGAAAUCUCGUGCUUUGAAUAUAAAGUUGGAAAAUGACAUGGCAGAUGUUCGUGAGUAUUCGAAUAGUGGUAAAUUCAAUGAUACUUCUAGUAUAAUAUCAGGCAUGAGCAAGGUCACAAGAGGGGUAAGAAAUGGGACAGCUGGACCAAAUAGCUCUUCUGAUGAGACAUCGAUUUUACCUAUUAUUACGAAGCAAAGAGACAGGUUUAGAGAUCGGAAUAAUGAGCUUGAGGAUGAAUUGAAGAAACAAUACACCAUCGUAUCUGACUUGAAAAGAAACGUUAACGCGUUGAAAAGAGAUAACGAAGAACUUUAUGAGAGAACAAGAUAUCUAGCUUCUAUGAAGAACAACUUGGACCAUAAUAACGCUAGUCGGCAGUUGGCUACCAGAAAAUUUCAACCUAAAUCAAACAUUGACGAAAGCAAUCCGUAUCGAGAAGUUUAUGAGUCGAGAUUACAUCCUAUCGAACAAUUCAGGUUGCGAGAACAAGAAAGAAUUAGUUCUAAACUUUCACCUUUGGAGAGGCUAUUUAUAUCAGGAACUCGAGCAAUCUUAGCAACGAGAACGACCAGGAUGCUCUUCUUAUUCUACUGUAUUGGGCUCCAUUGCAUUGUAGUCUUCAUGACUAUUUAUUCAAUGAGCCUAAGUACGUCUCUCAUUCCUGAGGUUGGUUUGAAUAGUAGCACCGGCGGUGUCGCUGGUGGUGGUGCGCUUGCCGCAGAACCUGGUGUUGCAGCUCAGCCCGAUUCCCCUAAUAUCUGA